AUGGUGGAUUACCAUACUGUGGUGUUUGGUGCAAUUGCGGCCGUGGACGAACUUGCAUCCCGAUUGACUGAUUCUGGCGCAUCUACAAUAUUCGCACAUCCAGAAUAUUAUGAUGUCGUUUUUAAAGCAGCAGAAAAGGCUAAUAUUCCAAAAACUAAAAUUUUUUUCUUUGGAGAAAAAGAAUUCAAUAGACUUCAAAAUUACCGUUCACUAAUCGGCGAUCAUGAAAUUGUGCCUGUUUCAUAUACAUCAGAAGAAGCUAGAACGACUACUGCCAUCCUAUGUUACAGUUCUGGAACUGUUGGAGAACAAAAAGGCGUAGAAAUUACACAUACAAAUAUCGUUGCAAAUGCGGCACAGCUUAUGGCAGUGGAUGAUUUUGGAAAGGAUGACAUUUUUAUGGGAGGGUUGGGUGGCACAACUGUCGUUAUUCCCAAACUCGAUACCGAUAUAAAAAAACUUUGUGAUUGUAUUCAAAACUAUAAGAUUAGUUACGCUCAUGUCAUUCCGCAAACGAUACUUAAAUUUGCUACGAAUCCUAUAGUUAAAAACUAUAUCUCUAGUUUAAGAAUGAUUUGCAGUGGUGCAUCUCCAUUAAGCAAAGAGUCGAAUGAAAAAUUUUCUGAAAUUCUUAAAAUACCAAUUAAACAAUUAUACGGGCCUAAUGAAGGAGAAAUAUGUAUUCGUGGUCCAAAUGUCAUGAAGGUAAUUCUUGACAUCUCCUUUGAUGAAUAUGGAUUUUUCCAUACUGGAGAUAUCGCACGUAUAGAUAAUAAUGUCGAACUCGAAGAAAUUUUGCUUACUCAUCCUGCGGUAGCCGAUGUAGCAGUUAUAGGACAUUAUUCCGAACAAAAUUUAACAGAACAUCCAACUGCUUACAUUGUAAAAAAACCAGAUCAUAAAAAAACACUGGAGUUAAAAAGUGAAAUACAAAAAUAUAUAAAUGAUAAAGUAGCACCACAUAAGAAAUUAAGAGGUGGGGUCUAUUUUAUUAAUCAAAUACCAAAAACACCAUCAGGAAAAAUUUUGAGAAGAAUUUUGAGAAAAAGGCUAGAAAAAGGCCCAGAUCUGAAAAAUGAACAUGAGGUUAUGAGAAAAGAUACCAACAAUAUUCAAAUUUUUGUGCUCAUAAGUAUUAAUAGAAGUAGUAAUAAGCCAAAUUCUUGGAGUGAUGCUGAUUUUAUAGAAGGUAAAAGGUUUAUUUUAGAUAAUAAAAGUAUUUCUUCCGGAACGUCUGCUAGCGCAUAUGUUGAAACCGAACGACUGCCCGCAUUGUUUGAAAAGAAGAAUGAUGCUAUUGAUUCCAAAUCGGACCCACAAGAAGUAUAUGUGCACGAGAUAAGAUCUGAUUUCCAGCAAGAUCAUUUAAUAGCACUCAACACUUGUUGGGUUGCUGAACAUCCGAAUAGAACUGAAGUUUUUCUUAUCACCGAUAAUUUUAAAGAGUUGAACAAAUAUAUGGAAUAUCUAAUGUCUUCAGUCGGACUAGAAACACAAACUAGUGAAGUUCCUGCCAACUUAACAAUCGAGGAAAAAUUAGGACGCGGAGGUUUUGGAACAGUGUACCGAGCAAAAUCUCGCUCGUUAGGUGAUGUGGCAAUUAAGGAAAUAGAUUUAGAAACAGAUGAAAUGGCCCAGAAUGUUUUCAGAAAUGAG
Racocetra fulgida is the source of this 1656-nucleotide messenger RNA. The record is from the annotation of a GenBank genome assembly. Lineage: Eukaryota; Fungi; Glomeromycota; Glomeromycetes; Diversisporales; Gigasporaceae.